Chilo suppressalis (striped riceborer) is the source of this 922-nucleotide messenger RNA. The record is from the annotation of a GenBank genome assembly. NCBI's taxonomy places the organism in Eukaryota, Metazoa, Arthropoda, Insecta, Lepidoptera, Crambidae.
GCCAGCCCUCUCAUAUGGUGAAAAAAUCACAUUGACAUAUUCAGCAAGGUUACUUUCAGAAUUCAGUGAUAAAAUUAGAACUUGUUCACGUUAAAAUCAUAGUUUUGUAUCGUGUUUUACGUUUUAUUGGUGAAAUGUGAAUAUCGUUGGCUUCGUUUACCGUGUUAUGGUUGUUUUAGUUCGAAUUUCUGGUGUUUGAUUCGCCGGCUCGAAAGUGGAGAUGUGGACGGUGUGUCUGCCGGGAUGGGGUGCCGCGGUCGCAGCGGGGGCCAUACUCCUGUAUGGAACCGUGGACGUGGCUUAUUUCGCCAGGAUGAUGUACACAGUGGCCAAGGCGAGGUAUUACAAGAAGAAGGCAUGCAUACUUGACACAACGAAGGUGGAAUCAUGGUGUCUCCUCAACGACAUAGACACCCUUCUGUACCACAUGAACAACGCUCGCUAUCUCCGAGAGUUGGACUUCGCCAGGGCUGAUUUUUACGAGCGCACGGGGCUGUACUCUAGCAUCAAGGCCGCUGGGGGCGCGGUGGUACAAGCCGCCGCUACGAUACGCUACAGGCGGUACCUGAAGCCGUUUACCAAGUUCGUGAUCACUUCCCGGGCUAUAUACUGGGAUGACAAGACCGUGUUCAUGGAACACGAGUUCAUCGGCCCUGGGGGGUUUGUGCACGCGGUGGCGGUGUGCAGGCAGCGCGUGAUCGACACCUCGGCCGCCGCUAUAGCAGAGCUUCUGCUGCAGCUGCACUGCGCCGGCGCCUGCAGCCCGCCGCCCGUCAAGAUGCCGCCUGAGUUGGAGCUAUGGGUGCAAAGUAACGACUUGAGUUCAGCAAGACUGCGUGGUGUGUCGUCACCAUACCCCCCCACCAUUCAAUCCCACCCGCUCAGCUGCGGGGAGGUCAUCCCCACCACGAUGGCCGAGUGA